Messenger RNA from Vigna radiata var. radiata (mung bean), 1277 nucleotides. RefSeq names its product RING-H2 finger protein ATL2. The transcript has a single exon. The record is from RefSeq and is a predicted model, not a curated record. Bases 468 to 1202 code for a protein of 244 amino acids. Lineage: Eukaryota; Viridiplantae; Streptophyta; Magnoliopsida; Fabales; Fabaceae.
AAAAUGACAUAAAAUAGUUGAAAUGUGAGAAUCCUCAAAGAAGAGUGGAACAAGAUGGUAAGUUCAAUGCAUUCAAAUUUGAUCGUAUAAAUUGGGGGAUAUCAUUUUGUGGUAAUCAACUAAGCAUUGACCAGUUGAUGAGUCACAUUGUUGUAUGGUGGUAGAAGGAAAUUUCUGCUAGCUGUAUAUAACUGCAGUUUUAAUAACACUGCAUCAAUCCAAACGUCAAUACAAUUUCCACGACACUACCACACCAAAAUUACAUCAAACAAACAUAACUUCUUCACUCUACUUAACCACACCAAAGGGCACAACCGUCAUUUCGCAAAAACCGCGUCAACCGCACCUAGCCGUAGUAAUCACAAGUAACAGAAAAAAUUGAAGAUAAAUAAACGUUACCGGUACAACCAACCACCACACUCCAUCGAUAAAAGAAACCCUCUGUUCCGGCAAGCAACAACGACAGCAUGGAAAACGAUGAAGCUAAAGAAAUCGAAGCGAAUGAUUUCGCGCUUAGCGGCAAGAUAAUGCUAUUCGCCAUCGUCGUUCUCUUCGUCAUCAUCGUCAUAAUGCUUUGCCUCCACGUCUACGUCCGCUGCACCCUCCUUCGAGCUCGCCGCCGGCAACAACUUCCCCGAAGAAGCAACCCCCCGCAGUUCGUAUUCUACAUCGACCCCGCCGCCCGCAUUGCUCUCACCUCGAGCGGCCUCCACCCCUCCGUCAUCUCGACGCUCCCGGUCUUCACCUUCUCCGAUUCCAUCCAAAAAUCGGAAUGCGCGGUGUGCUUGUCGGAGUUCGAGAACGGGGAAACGGGUCGGGUCUUACCCAAAUGCAACCAUAGUUUCCAUACUGAGUGCAUCGACAUGUGGUUCCAGUCCCACACCACUUGUCCGCUUUGCAGGGCGCCUGUGGAGGCCAUUUCCGAGCAAGAAACUCGAUCCGAGGUGGCUGUUGUUGUGUGUGAACCUGAAACGGUUGGGGAAGAGGUUGGUUCUUCUUCUUCUGCAUUGCGUAACGAGAGCUUGGGGAGUGAGACGGAGUCUUCAUUUGUUUCUCCGGUGAGUCGGAUAGCGUCGUUGAAGAGAAUUCUGAGUAGAGAGAAAAAGGGAAGCGUUUCGGGGGGUGUGGUGGGAGGGUGCAGCUCCACAACCACCGAGUUAGAUGCAGAACGGGAAGAGUGUUACUUGGGGAGUUGUUCAUGAGGAUAAAUCGGAGCUGACGUGGUGGUCCUGGAAUCGUCGUCUCAUCAUUUUUACCAUGUACAAACUAAACACAGU